Phalaenopsis equestris is the source of this 1880-nucleotide messenger RNA. RefSeq names its product probable 28S rRNA (cytosine-C(5))-methyltransferase. Gene Ontology annotation, molecular function: methyltransferase activity. The coding region runs from base 27 to 1502 and encodes 491 amino acids. Gene Ontology annotation, biological process: rRNA base methylation. Lineage: Eukaryota; Viridiplantae; Streptophyta; Magnoliopsida; Asparagales; Orchidaceae. The record is from RefSeq and is a predicted model, not a curated record. The transcript is spliced from 13 exons. Gene Ontology annotation, cellular component: nucleolus.
UGUUUGAUUCGCAGCAGCCGAUUCGCAUGGCUUCGACGGCGGCGAAGAAUAGAGAAAACCGAGCCGCAAGGUUGACGGUAGGCUGUAGCGCGGCAGAUCGGUCGGCGCAUUUUGCGCGCAGGGAAGCGGCGAGGGUUCUUCGGUGCGUGCUGCAAGGUGACGCCCGCCGCCGGGCGCCUGCCUCGAUAAAGUCGCUAAUAUACAGCCCAUCCGUCCGCAACAAGAAGGCUACUUUUGCACUUGUUUGCCAAACCCUAAAGUAUCUACCUGUUCUAAAGAAUAUUUUAGCAGCAGCAAAUGUACUAAGUGCGAAGUGGAAGAAGCAAGCCCCGCUCUUGUAUGUGACCGCAUAUGACGUUCUAUUUGGGCAGAAAAUUGUAAUCACAGGUGCUCAAGAGAAACUUAUUGUGCUUCAUAAAGAUUCCCUUGAAUCAGCUCUAUCAAAGCUUUGUGCUCAAAAGAAAGUGAAGCAUGUUGAGGAAUUGCUUCUAGAUAAUCAUAAUCACGUUUCACCCAAACCUCGAUUUGUCCGUGUAAAUACAUUGAAGAUAGAUACAGAGUCUGCAAUCCGAGAAUUAGAGAGAAUAACCAAGGUCAAAGUUGAUGGCUUGGUUCCAGACGUGUUAGUGCUUCCAGGUGGAACUGAUUUACACAACCAUCGCUUGGUUUUGGAUGGAAGCUUGUUUCUUCAAGGGAAGGCAAGUUCUAUGGUGGCUGUCGCCUUAUGCCCAAAACCAGGAUGGAAGGUUCUUGAUGCUUGCGCUGCUCCUGGAAACAAAACUUCUCACCUCGCUGCACUCAUGAAAGGCAAGGGAAAAAUAAUAGCAUGUGAAAUUAACAAGAAAAGGCUCAUACACUUGGAUGAUACUAUCAAACGGUCAGGGGCACUUAAUAUAGAAAUUAUUCAUCGUGAUUUUUUGGAUAUUAAUGAUAGUGAACCCUCGUUUUCAAAGAUUCGAGCCAUUUUGUUGGAUCCUUCUUGUUCUGGUUCUGGAACGUCCACUGAAAGAUUAGAUUAUCUGCUCCCAUCGUAUUCCACAGAUCAUAAAGAUGAGGCUGCUGCUAAUAGUUCACGUGUGAAGAAGCUUGCCGCUUUUCAAAAGAAGGCACUUGCUCAUGCUCUAUCUUUUCCUGCAGUUGAAAGAGUUGUCUAUAGCACAUGUUCUAUCCAUCAAACUGAGAAUGAAGAUGUCAUCAACGCCGUUCUUCCUUUAGCCACCUCGCUCGGCUUCAAACUAGCUACUCCUUUCCCUCAGUGGCCUCUUCGUGGCCUCCCCAUCUUUGAUGGUGCUGAGCGUUUGCUGAGAACUGAUCCAUCCCAAGAUACAGAAGGAUUUUUCAUUGCAUUGUUUGUCAGGAAGCUCAUUAGCCUUCCUCCUGCUAAGAAAAGACGGCUUAUGUGCCGGAAUAAAGAUUUAAAUCGAGGAAGAAAAUUUCCAUUUUUACCUACGAAGAUUUCAAUGAUUUGGAUGCGUAACUGGAUGACGAACAAGAAGAGGUAACUGAUAUGAAAAUUCUAAAACCAUCUUCUAUCUCAGAGCAUUUUUGCAACCGUGGAGCAAUCAAAAACAGUUAGAAUUUUCCUGGCAAGUUAGCAAAAACUGAAUAUGGAGUAAGAAUGGACGCUUUUUAUUUAUUCUUAGUGUUUUAUAAAUGGGGGCAUUUAUAUACAUACCACACUAUUCUCAUGUAUUUACAUAUUUAACACCUAAUAAAAAGUCUUUAGGCUAACAAGCACUUCCAUGACUAGGAUGAAAACCUUCUCGUGAUGUUGGGUCAAUGAGGCUUUCAAUAUUUUGAGAAGUAAUGAUAAGAAAUGAUAAAUAUGACAAAACAGAAUGAAAUCUAUAUAAAAUGCCACAUUUUAAAAACAUGGCUCG